Molecule: messenger RNA, 993 nt
Organism: Pseudocercospora fijiensis CIRAD86
Lineage: Eukaryota; Fungi; Ascomycota; Dothideomycetes; Mycosphaerellales; Mycosphaerellaceae
Exons: 3
Coding region: 1-993 (330 amino acids)
Source: RefSeq, a predicted model, not a curated record
AUGGCCGAAACGCAAAAGUGUGUGCAUAAAGGCUGCGAAAAGGUAUUUACAGAUCCGGACGAGGAUUGUGUUUACCAUCCAGGGCCUCCAGAAUUCCACGAAGGUCAGAAAGCUGAUUACGAGACAGGAUGGAAGUGCUGCAAGCCACGCGUACUCACCUUCGACGAGUUCAUGAGCAUUCCACCAUGCACUACUGGCAAGCAUAGCACCGUCGACGACCAGCCUGCUCUCGCUGAGAGACCUAAACAGACCGCCGAAGAGCUUGACGCCACGAUCAAGGCUGCUGCUGCUCCCACACCCACCGCCAACGACUCGCUGCCGCCGCCUGUUGCAAGAGCUCCCGUUGCUGCGCAGACCCCGCGAGCUGCGACUCCUGCACCACCCGAAGAUGAGGACGACGAUCCAAGCAUUCCUGUGCCCGAUGGAGCCACUUGCAAAAGAAAGACGUGUGGAAAGUCGUAUAAGGCAGGACAGAAUAGAGAUGACGAAGAAUGCGUGCAUCACCCCGGCGCGGCUCUGUUCCAUGAGGGAAGCAAAGGCUGGACGUGCUGCAAACGCCGUGUGCUGGAAUUUGACGAAUUCAUGAAGAUUCAAGGAUGCAAGACCAAGUCACGACAUCUAUUCGUUGGGAAGAAAAAGGAUCAAGAGUCCGAGGAAGAGCUCAAAGAUGUCCGCAAUGAUUUCUAUCAGACGGCAACCACUGUCAUUGCCUCGCUAUAUCUCAAGAAGAUCGACAAGGAUCGGUCCAGGGUAGAAUUCAGUGACGAUGGGACCAGGGUGAACCUUGACUUGCAUACGAGUGACAAGAAGCAUUAUGCGUCGGAAAUGGAACUGUUCGGGCCCAUCAAAUCUGGCGAGAGCAAGUUCAAGAUUAUGGGUACAAAGCUGGAGCUUACACUGGCCAAGGCGGACGGCCGAGGAUGGGCUGUAUUACGAGCGGACGACCCGCACACAGGAGAGAUUAUUCAGGCUGGGCGGGCGGGCCGCGUGUGA